AUGCAGUUCUCCGUCACCUGUGCUCUGGCUCUCGCCGCUACCCUCGUUUCUGCCACCCCUCUCGUCAACCGUGACCAGGUCUCGUGGGAGUUCCCUGAGGCUAUGCUCGCUAAGCGCCAGGAUGUCCCUGCUCCCGGUACUCCCGCUUACCUUUGCCACGAGAACUGCGGCACUUCGAUUACCCUCUCCCGUGAGGCUGGAUACUGCCAGAACUUCCAGUGGAUUGCCCGAUACGACGCCUGCCUGCAGUGCGCCAACACCUUCAACAUCUGGCGCUACUAUGGCACCUCGAUCACGGCGUCUGCUGCCGCUUGUGGUCUGACCGCCACCCCCGUCUAA
Molecule: messenger RNA, 339 nt
Organism: Colletotrichum truncatum
Lineage: Eukaryota; Fungi; Ascomycota; Sordariomycetes; Glomerellales; Glomerellaceae
Source: RefSeq, a predicted model, not a curated record